CUCUUCACUAUCCAAUCACAUCAGAUCUACAGGAAAGCUCUCUCAAUUUUUAAUUACUAAUAAUAGUAUAAUAAUAUAUACAUAUCACACUUUUAACAACAUCACAGUCAAAUCACCACUCUCUUCUCCGCGAACCCUAAUGUACUUGGAUUAAAAUCUCUGAAAGUUCAAUCAUUCUAGCAACAUAAUAUAUAAAUCAUCACCGAUUUUCACCAUGAAAGAGCGAAAAUCGGUGAAGUUCAAUCUUCAGCAGCAACAACAACACCACCACCACCAAAACGGUCACUUGUCUCCUUUCAAGUUCGCUAAAUUGUUGGAUCCGGAGGCUUCUUGGGACAAGGAUCAAUUAGGGGAUGUACUGCAUUGGAUUCGACAAGUGGUGGCCCUUGUAUGUGGGUUGCUUUGGGGUACAAUUCCUUUAGUUGGAGGCAUAUGGAUUAUUGUGUUCCUCGUGAUAUCCUCUGGGAUCAUAUAUGGUUAUUAUGCAAUGAUACUAAAGAUCGAUGAAGAAGACUUUGGCGGCCAUGGAGCUCUCCUCCAAGAGGGGCUUUUUGUUUCUAUAAUGCUCUUUCUGCUUGCAUGGAUUCUUGUAUACAGCUUGGCGCACUUCUGAUUGGCGGGUUCCCGACAUUGCACUCACCGUCCUCUCUCCUCUCCCGCAGAGUGAUAGUCAAAUUAUCUAUAGAUCAGUUGUACAAGGCUUCACCUUACUGCCCUGACAACAACAAUUUGGAAUCACAUUAUAUGGAAAUAGUAAAAAUUUCCAUUUUCAUUUUCAUGGUUGUGCAAUACUCGUCUGCCAUGCAUGGGACAUAAUAAUAUGUUUCCAUGGCAUUGAACUCUCCUUUAGCAUCCCCAUAGAAUGUGAACAGAUUGUUCUCUGUAUUCCAAAUUAUCAAAUUUUUGUUUUGACAUUCAUGACCGGCAUGCAAUGAACAUUUAUUCCAACAGUUAGUUUGACGAAGGAUCAAUUUUAAUUUGAUUUAUUGAAAGGGUACAACACAAAGGUAUAAA
Messenger RNA from Camellia sinensis, 1014 nucleotides. RefSeq lists its product as uncharacterized. Gene Ontology annotation, biological process: mitochondrial respirasome assembly. The record is from RefSeq and is a predicted model, not a curated record. NCBI's taxonomy places the organism in Eukaryota, Viridiplantae, Streptophyta, Magnoliopsida, Ericales, Theaceae.